AUGGCGCGCUCGGUUAUCUGUUAUCCUUGUGCUUUCACAACGCUCACGCCGACGCUCUACAUAUCACCACCAGGGCCAUCCGUUAUGUUAGCUACACAAGAUCAUUUGGUUACGGUACAGUCUAUUCUUCCACGGAAAUCGGCAGUGUCCUGCGUGCGGUUCACCAGGAUCCCCAGCAAUCCACCAGUCCUUCUUUGUCGAUACGUCGACGAUCUGCUUAUGCUUAAUUGUCCAGAUUCUUAUCCGCCCCUGCAGCACAUAUAUGGCCAGCAUUUUGGCACUGAAAUCACUGGUUCUGAUAUUUCCGUUGACUACUCAGAUAUGACCUUCACCAUA
Messenger RNA from Gongylonema pulchrum, 336 nucleotides. Lineage: Eukaryota; Metazoa; Nematoda; Chromadorea; Rhabditida; Gongylonematidae. The record is from the annotation of a GenBank genome assembly.